Cryptotermes secundus is the source of this 2083-nucleotide messenger RNA. RefSeq names its product facilitated trehalose transporter Tret1. Lineage: Eukaryota; Metazoa; Arthropoda; Insecta; Blattodea; Kalotermitidae. The record is from RefSeq and is a predicted model, not a curated record. Bases 183 to 1790 code for a protein of 535 amino acids. Gene Ontology annotation, biological process: transmembrane transport. The transcript is spliced from 10 exons. Gene Ontology annotation, cellular component: membrane. Gene Ontology annotation, molecular function: transmembrane transporter activity.
GAAAGUGAUAUUGUUGUGAGGAAGAGUGGGGAAACAGUUGGUAUCACCUGACCAUGUACUAUAGCCAGGAUCAGGGACGCGUGUGCCAGUUAGUAACGUCAGACAAGUACCUGCAACAUUCACCUUCCGCUUUCUGUGUUAGUGACAGCGGCAUUCAAGUGUAAGGUGGAGGGACGGCCGAAAUGACGAGACAAGAAUUUGACCUGGGGAACAGCAAGAAGGGCUCCUUCGCAUUUAGCAGUUUCAGAAUCAAAUUGCCACAGAUCCUGGCGAACGUUGCUGCCAACCUGCUAGUACUUGACCUCUGCAUGGCUAUCGCCUUCACAACAGUUCUCAUUGCAGCUACACUUGAUGCCAAGGAAGACCUCAGUAUCAACGAGAAUCAGGCGUCAUGGCUGGGAAGCAUCGCAUUCAUCUGCCAGCCAAUAGGAAGCCUGAUAUCAGGGCUCAUCGUGGAGUUCUUCGGCCGAAAGUGGUCCAUGAUCCUGGUGAAUAUCCCGUUCUUAGCGGGCUGGCUUCUCUACUGCUUCUCCACUUCCAUCACCACGCUCUUCACUGCCAACAUUAUCCUUGGCAUGGGCAUUGGCUUCAUGGAGGCUCCCAUUAUGACAUACCUGGGUGAGACCUGCCAGCCGCACCUUAGAGCGCUUAUCACUUCGUUUCCCGGUAUAACGUGUCAGAUCAGCGUGUUCGUGGUUUUCCUCAUGGGCAAUAUCACAGACUGGAGGACUGCCGCGGGAAUGAACGCCGCGUUGCCAAUUAUCACCGUGCUAUACACGCUGAUGAUGCCCGAGACGCCAAUAUGGCUGCUGUCACGUGGCCGGUAUGAGGACGCCGAGAAGGCCCUAUGCUGGCUUCGGGGUUGGGUGACACCGGACGUCGUCAGUGAAGAGUUCAACCAGCUUGUUAUGUACAGUAACGCAGUGAACAAGACGAACUUUCCAGUCACCACUGUUGGCCCCGUAACGUCUAGAACUCAAGAAGGGAGAAGUCCCAGAAUAACUGAAGGUUACGAGAAUAAAGGAUUCGAACUCGAUUCUACAGCAACGGGCGACGUACAGCAGAGUAAAGCUACGAUGUCGGACUACCAGAGCGAGCUACGUGACGAUGACAACAGCGCGCACUGUAGCCUCGACAGAUGGAAGGAGAUGCUGAAGCCUCAGACCUUGCGUCCCCUAGGGAUUGUGAACCCCUGCUUCUUCUUGCUACACUGGGGCGGCCUCUCAUCUAUCAAACCCUAUCUGGUGCACGUGUUGCAAAAUUUCGGGCUGGGGGAAGCUGCUUCGUGGACAACGGUGGGGUCAGGGGUGACCAGCGUGGCCGGUGGAGUCUGUCUCUUUGUGCUUGUUCACUGGGUCGGCAAGAGAAAGUUGUCACUGGUGGCCCUAGCCGGCAGUGCAGCGUGCUGCCUUGUCAUCACCAUCUACAGUUACAUUGUGUUGCGGCCAGGCGGCGCCACUGACCAAGCUGUGCCAUGGGUACCACUCACGAUGGUCGUUAUGCUGGCAUUCUUUAACAGCCUGUUCUUCUACAUUCCAUGGAAUUGGCUCAGCGAAAUAUUCCCAUUUAGAACCCGCGGUAUCUCCAGCGGUUUCUCGGCAGCCAUGUGCUACGUUUUCCUGUUUGCCGCCUCCAAGACCUACCUGGAUAUGGAGCAGAAUCUGCAGAUCUACGGCUCCUUCCUGAUAUUCACGGCUAUCAAUGUCCUGGGUUUCUUCUUCGUCUACUGGAGGGUUCCAGAUACUGAGGGGAAGACUCUUGUGGAAAUAGAAGCCUACUUCAGUCGCUAAUGUCAGAACUGCAACACCAGAACAGAGCUCUUCUUAGGGGAACGUAGGGUGACGACAUUCGAUGUCGCAUAGCAUAGCUUAGUGUAUAUCAGUUUUGUUAUACGAAUUUUCCUCGUUGCAUUUCUUCGGACUCCAUAUUUUGUCCAUGGCCGUGUUUCAAUCGUGAUGUUGGAGAAGGAAUGAAAUGUUAUUAUGUUGCAGCAUCCUGACGCACUGCGUAAAUCUGACUUUGUGUUCCACUUUUUGACUUCUAUGUGCAACUUCGGUUAAUAGUCACUCGUCUUCUUUUCUUU